UGAAGAUCACAGGAGGCAGACCUGGAGAAUCCUCCCCUUCUCCAGGAUCUGUCCUCAGAGCAGGACAAUGAGGAUCACAGGGAGGCUUUCCGUCACGAGGCAGAGUCGAGCACUGUACUGUUCCAGCCUCUGCCCUUGCCUCGCCUCAGCAGUGCCGACCGAAGUGACAUCCUGGGGCGGCGCUGGCUCUCCGAUGACGUGAUGGACCUGGCGCAGGAUAUACUGCAAAGGCAUUUUCCGGAGACUCGCGGUCUGUACGCCUGCGGUGCGGCCUUCACCUUGCCGCCGCUCCAGCCCGGCGCCACGUCACUUUUCCUGCAAGUGGUGAACCGAUCCGCGCCGCUGCACCUGGACUCCAUGGCGGACUAUGGCCGCCUGGCUGGUACCCACUGGCUGCUGCUGUCCUCCUACGGCACGCAGCACAGCGGCCAGCUGGCGGUGUAUGACUCAAUGUAUGACGAACUGUCCGCCUGCACAACUGCACUGGUGGCGCAGCUGCAGGAGCUGCACGUGCCGCCACCUGGCGCUGUAAUGCGGCCUGUGCAGCGGCAGAAUGAUGGAUACAGCUGCGGCCUGUUCGCAUUGGCCUUUGCCUUCAGCAUUGCAGUGGGGCAGGACCCGUGCACCGUGCGCUACGAUCGGGCCAGCAUGGCACCACACCUGGUGAAGUGCCUGGAACAGGGCAUCGUGGAGGCUUUCCCUUCUGUGCCUGUGAGAAGAGGCCGCUGAAGUGCAUGUCACCUCACACAGUACUCUCGGAAGUGAUUUCAAGAAGAUUUCUCUAAACACUGAACGACCAUGACUGACGCGCC
Portunus trituberculatus (swimming crab) is the source of this 812-nucleotide messenger RNA. RefSeq lists its product as uncharacterized. NCBI's taxonomy places the organism in Eukaryota, Metazoa, Arthropoda, Malacostraca, Decapoda, Portunidae. The record is from RefSeq and is a predicted model, not a curated record. Bases 202 to 729 code for a protein of 175 amino acids. The transcript has a single exon.